AUGCGAGCCAGCUCGAUCAAGCGCUCCCUUGGAGUCGACCUGACCACCAAGAUCAAGGAGUCGCGCGUCCUCCUGGUUGGCGCUGGCGGCAUCGGCUGCGAGCUUUUGAAAAACCUCGUCCUUACCGGCUUCGGCGAGGUCCACAUUAUCGAUCUCGAUACUAUUGAUCUCAGUAACUUGAAUCGACAGUUCCUUUUCCGACACGAACACAUCAAGAAGCCCAAAGCCCUGGUUGCGAAAGAAGUCGCGCAUAAUUUCCAACCUGGCGCAAAGUUGGAGGCUUAUCAUGCGAACAUUAUGGAUCGUCAAUUCAACGUGGGUUGGUUCCAGACGUUCAACAUCGUCUUCAACGCGCUAGACAACCUGGCUGCUCGGCGUCAUGUCAACCGAAUGUGUCUUGCAGCUGGUGUGCCAUUGAUUGAGAGUGGAACCACUGGCUUCAACGGACAAGUCCAGGUCAUUAAGCAGGUUCGCUCCGUCUACACCCCAGCGCUCUCUGAUGAAGCCCGUACUAAUGACAUCAGAGAGAAACCGAGUGUUACGACUGCAACCCCAAAGCCACACCAAAAUCAUUCCCUAUUUGCACCAUUCGGACCACGCCGUCACAGCCCAUCCAUUGCAUCGCAGCUAUUCGGUGUAAGUGAAGACGAGGAGGCCGAGCUUGACAUGACAGAGAACGCCGACAACGCCGAAGAAAUUGCGAACCUCAAGAAAGAGGCAGAUACUCUGAAAGAGAUUCGAGAUUCCAUGGGCUCAGAUGACUUUGCCAAAAAUGUGUUCAAGAAAGUUUUUGAAACUGAUAUGGAGCGACUGCGUGGUUUGGACGCCAUGUGGAAAGAACGUGAAGCGCCGAAAGUACUCGUUUUCGAUGAACUUCAAGAAAGUUCGGCCUCUAUAAAUCUUCCAAAUUCGAAUGCCGAUCAGCGCGAGUGGAGCAUGGAAGAGAAUCUUGUCAUGUUCAAGGACAGCCUGGAUCGCCUAAGCAAGCGUUUGAAGGAGCUCCAAUUGAAGAAAACACCAGACGACCCAGAGCCGAUCUUGACCUUCGAUAAAGAUGAUGAAGAUACCCUGGAUUUCGUCACGGCCACAGCGAAUCUCAGAGCCGAUGUCUUUCACAUAGGUCGCACAUCAAAAUUCGACACCAAGCAAAUGGCUGGCAAUAUUAUCCCUGCUAUUGCCACUACCAAUGCUAUGACCGCUAGUCUUUGUGUUCUUCAAUCCUUCAAGGUGCUUCAAAAUGAUCUUUCAAACGCUAAAAUAGUUUUCUUGGAGAGAUCUGGUCCACGUGCAAUCAAUUCGGAAGGACUCAGAGCCCCAAAUGCGACCUGUGGCGUAUGCUCCACUGUACGAGGGGCCCUCUCAGUUACCCCUAGUGCAACACUACAAGAUCUUGUGGAAGGCGUACUUGAACCACAGUUUGGCUAUAAUACGCAAGAGAUGUCUAUCAGCACGGACCAAGGUGUUGUCUAUGAUCCUGAUAUGGAGGACAAUCUCCCGAAGAAACUGUCCGAGCUGGGAAUUACGAAUGAUUCCUUCCUGACUGUCGUUGACCAAGAUGAUAUCAAUCAAGAUCCUCGCGUCAAUUUGGAGUUUUGGAUUGUUGAACAAACCGAGCCCACCGAAGGUUCGAAGCCAGUCAUGGUACAAACUCUCGAUAUUCCACGGAGGAAAAAGAAGCCUGUCACCCCCGAGCCAGAUGUUGCAAGUGUGACGAAUGGCGCAGCAGGGACCGGUAAGCGCAAGCGCGAGGGCGAAGAUGAGCUUCUGACCAACGGUCAUGUUGCCAAGAAAGUUGCUGGCGAGUCAGCAAAGAAUGGUGACGAAGAUGUCGUUGUCAUCGGCGAUGAUGAAGGUGCCAUUCUGAUCGAUGAUUAG
Molecule: messenger RNA, 1875 nt
Organism: Penicillium cataractarum
Lineage: Eukaryota; Fungi; Ascomycota; Eurotiomycetes; Eurotiales; Aspergillaceae
Product: E1 ubiquitin-activating protein ubaB
Exons: 9
Coding region: 1-1875 (624 amino acids)
Biological process (GO): protein sumoylation
Cellular component (GO): SUMO activating enzyme complex; cytoplasm
Molecular function (GO): SUMO activating enzyme activity
Source: RefSeq, a predicted model, not a curated record